AUGAGCAGAAUCGAAGUGGACGAUCUCGUCGCCUCUUUCUCCUGCCAACAUAUCGGACAAGAACAGAUUGACUUGGCCAACCUACAGGCCCAGUUGCGGCAUUCGUUGCCAGCAUACAACCCAGCAGCAAUGACUGCAUCCACUCCCUCGCCCCUCCAAACCCCCUAUAAUCACCCGUAUCAUUCUCAACAACCCCCUCAGCAUUCGGGCGUGGCCAUUCAUAUUUCGUCCCACCACUACAGCUCUCCCAACGCCGGUACCGCCGUGACCCAUACCACUCCAGUCUCUACGCCAACUCAGACACUCACGCUGAAUGCACGGGACCAGCUUUCCACGGCUCAGAGCUCUCCUUUCCAUCCGAGUUUGGGUGGCCGAAGCCGCAGUACCAGCCGGACGCGGGGCGCAGCUCCCGCUGCCGGUGUACGCAACAGAAGCGGCAGCAUCAUGAACAUGGGAAGUAUUAGCCAGUCAGAUUGGGAUGAAAUGGACGAGGUGGAGGAAGAAUUGGGUAACGGCGAUGCGAUGGAUGGCGAGUAUGAUACAUGCGAGGCACAACAGCAUCAACAACAACUGCCUCAUCCUCAAUCUUAUUACAACCAUCAGCAACAGCAUCAUUACAUCCCUUCAACCCCUAAUCCAUCCUUCACUCGUUUAACAUCUGCACACCUGCAAUCAACGCCUACUUCUCAUCAAAGCGCUUUCGCAACAUCCGAUCCAUUCUACCUCGCUACGCUCAAAAGUACGCAAGCUACAACUGCGAGCUCCGCUACAUCUUUCCUCAGACCAGCUAUAGGAUUCGGAUCACAAUUUCCCACAAGUGCCUCAUCCAGGGCCCCCGCAUUCUAA
Messenger RNA from Cantharellus anzutake, 846 nucleotides. RefSeq lists its product as uncharacterized. Lineage: Eukaryota; Fungi; Basidiomycota; Agaricomycetes; Cantharellales; Hydnaceae. The record is from RefSeq and is a predicted model, not a curated record. Bases 1 to 846 code for a protein of 281 amino acids. The transcript has 2 exons.